AUGUUUAAAAGUCGUGGUGAUAGCAAUAUUGUUUAUAAAUGUACUGUACGAUUAUUAGAAGAUACUGAAAUAUUAGAAUGCGAAUUUCACCCAAGCUAUAAGGGUAAAUUUCUCUUAGAACAUGUAUGUCAACAACUUAAUCUUACGGAGACAGAUUAUUUUGGACUGCGAUAUGUUGAUGCUGGAGGGCAAAGGCAUUGGCUACACUUAGCCAAAUUAAUAUUAAAACAAGUUAAAGAUGCUUCACCCAUUUUAUUUAGUUUUCGUGUGAAAUUCUAUCCCCCAAAUCCGUUGCUACUCAAAGAAGAUGUGACGAGAUUCCAAAUAUACCUGCAGUUAAAGAGAGACCUUCUUCAUGGUCGACUUUACUGCACAUCUAAUGAGGCUGCAAUGCUUGGUGCACUCAUUAUACAAAUUGAGCUAGGUGAUUACGAUCCUAAUAUACACGUGGGCAACUAUGUCACAGAAAUGAGGCUACUUUUAAGACAAACAGACACUAUAGAAGCUAGGAUACAGGAACUGCACCGAGAUCCAAUGGAAGGAACACCUGGGGGUACUGGCGGUGUUAAGGGCAUGUCCACUCAGGAGGCGGAGAGGACUUUUCUGAAAAUAGCUUGCCAACUUGAUACAUAUGGAGUUGAUCCACACCCCGUUAAAGAUCAUAGAGGCAAUCAGCUGUAUCUGGGAAUCAAUCACAGUGGUAUACUGACGUUUCAAGGCAGUCGGAAGACUCAUCACUUCAAGUGGUCCGAAGUGCACAAGAUUAAUUUCGAAGGGCGAAUGUUUAUCGUGCAUUUGAACUAUCCUGAAAAAAAGCACACAGUGGGUUUCAAGUGCCCCAGCGGCGCGGCGUGCCGGCAUGUUUGGUGUUGUGCCAUUGAACAAAUGUUGUUUUUUACCCUGCCGUCAUCGUCGGACGCGUGCGUGUACUCCGGGGGCGGCCUGUUCUCCUGGGGCACGAAGUUCAAGUACGUGGGCCGCACCGAGCGGGAGAUCCUGGAGAGGGACGGCCUACUGACCCCGAGGGACUCGCAGGAGGAAGGUUCGAGUACUGGCGGCAAGAGAAAAGCAUCAAGUGUUCCGGCCACACCUUCCACACCUAUGACUGGAGACUUUGGCUACAGCAGCCUGCCGCGCUCGACGCACAGCGCGCCGCUGGAGGAGAGCGCGCCGGAGGGCGAGGCGUGCGACGGCGGCUGCCUGCUGGCCGGGCCCGCCGUCGACAUCGCGCUGGCCUGCUGCGACCACCUGCGCGACGACAAGCCCGCGGCGUGUCCGGAGUACGGCGCGCGCGACCCGUUCGAGCAGUCGUCGAGCUCGUCGGGCGCCACGCAGGCGUACGCGGCGGCGGCGGACGAGUGGCGGCCCGCGCUGCAGCCGGCGCCGCGCCCCUUCAGCCUGCUGCGCGCCUUCGUGCCGUCGUUCCUGGCCGUGUGGCUGGCGCUGGCGCUGGCCGCGCUGCUGCUGUUCGAGACGGACUGGCCGCCGCUGCGCGCCCUCAAGCGCAAGCCCGAGCUCGUGUCGCUGCGCCACCACUACUACGCGCCGCUCAAGGACUACGUCAAGCGGAAGCUGAUCGAGCUUUUCUGA
Melitaea cinxia (Glanville fritillary) is the source of this 1590-nucleotide messenger RNA. RefSeq names its product FERM domain-containing protein 5 (gene Frmd5). Bases 1 to 1590 code for a protein of 529 amino acids. Gene Ontology annotation, cellular component: cytoskeleton. The record is from RefSeq and is a predicted model, not a curated record. The transcript is spliced from 12 exons. Lineage: Eukaryota; Metazoa; Arthropoda; Insecta; Lepidoptera; Nymphalidae. Gene Ontology annotation, molecular function: cytoskeletal protein binding.